AUGCUCCCCGGAUUGCAUCCUGAAUUCCCCCAAAGGGCAAAUGCUAGCAACAUGGACUUUGUGAAGAAGCGUGAAAGUCGGACCCGAGCUCCAACCGCCUGUCAGACAUGUCGGUUGCGCAAGACCCGCUGCGAUAAUCUCCGGCCGGUUUGUAGCUACUGUGCGGUGCAGGGGGUCGAUUGCAUCUAUCCUGAAUCAUCCCCGAGCCAGCCCCAAAAUGGCUUCGAUUCGACUAACCAGGAGAUCCUCCAGCGCCUGGGCCACAUUGCGUCCGUGCUGGAGGAUCUCAAGCAGGACGGCGGCUCCGUCGCCCCGGGUCGCCCGCUGAAAGACUCCUUUUUCGAGAUGGCCGUGCAGAAACCCGCCCCACUGGCUACGAACCUGUCGGGGAGCUUCCCCCAUAGCAACAAUACGGGUGUGGAGGAUCGGGGCUAUGAGCAUGAUCCCCUGACCCUGUAUGCGGCCAACUCCCCGGAGUAUAUGCUUCGGUGGCCCAUAUAUAAUCCAGUCAUUACCGAGGCCGAAAAGCAUAUCCGUUCUUUUCUGCUUGAUUCCCUGGACAGCCAAUACCCCUCCAGUAUGCAGCCACCUAGACAGAUGGGCGUUGGGUCCUUGCUGGAUGACAUUCCGCGCCUCUGCCGAAAAUAUCUCAUGCUGGUACACCGGCGGAACCCGGUGGUCGAUGCAGAGAAGAUUGAGCGUUACGCACGGGAGGUGACUGUACAAGGGUUGGGAUGGGACGGCCCGUCGUGUCAAGUGCUCUUAGCAUGCGCCUUGGCUUGCUGCACGUCGCCUUUCAUUCCAUUGGGGGAAAUCCCCAUAGAUCUGGACAGGCUACCGUCACCGCCGCUGUCAGAUGCAAGUAUUGAAGUGGCUGAAACUUACUUCCAUGCGGCAAAGCAGCGAUUCGGCUCGCUGCAUACGUCCCCGACAGACAUCCAAUGCUUUUUGCUAGCUGGGUUUUACCAUCGACAUGCCAUGCGCCCUCUGCAGGCUUGGUUUUGCUUUCAGCAAGCGUCCUGCCGGCUAGAAGUUCGUCUGCGGUCCCUCUGUCGAGAGCGAUGGACGGCCGAUGUCAACUACCACAACCUCGAGUCGCGGCUCUAUUGGUCUUGUAUUCAGGCGGAGCAUGAGAUGCAGAGCGAGCUCCCUCUGUGGAGCAGUGGGCUUGAGAGCCUGGGGUAUUCGGAUCCAUUUCCCACAUUCCCGAAAACCGCUACCUCCUCGCCUGACCAGAUGGAGGACGACCAGGGAAGCCUGCUCAAGCCCGGGCUCGAGCUCAGCGGGACGGAAGAGGAGAAAGGUUGGAGAUUUUACAUUGGGUCUAUUUGUAACCGCCGCACUGUCAAUGACAUGCUCAUAGACAUGUGGCGAGAUGGCGAGCAGGGCUGGGUGGCUAAUAUGAACGGGGUAUUGGAUCAAACCACCGAGGCAGUCAAAGUCGUCUAUUCCUGGUACAAGAUGUCCCUAGACGGCCUCCCCUCUCCAUCCGCAGACAACCAAGACCUAGAAUUUUUCCUACGCGGCCGCUACCACAUCUGCCUGGAGAAGAUCUACCGACCGGUCUUCUAUCUAGCCGUGCAUUACCAGUCGCUACCGCACUACACGCACAGCAACAACCAGCUCUUCCGCAAGGUAUUUGAAGUAGCGCAGGAAGCCGUCGACAACUGUGCUGAGCUGAUUCCCAACUACUGGUACCAUUUCCGGCACGAGUGGAUCUGGAACAUCGUGCGCGCCACGUUCGGCGCCGCCAUUCAGAUCAUUGGGGCCGUUCUGGGCCACCUGAACAGCUCGCGCACAGCUAGUGGCUGGGGGCUGCGCCCGCCGCAUAACUGGCCUGCGCUGAUCCGUUUGUCUAUUCGUACGCUGCGGCUGUGGUCUAUCGAGUCGAUUGAUGUGGAUAUUAUGCGGUCUACGCUCGAGCGCAUGUAUCAGGGGACUUGUCGGUUGGCUGGCGUUCGGCCAGAUAAUGCUCCUUUCUAG
Messenger RNA from Penicillium alfredii, 1983 nucleotides. RefSeq lists its product as uncharacterized. The record is from RefSeq and is a predicted model, not a curated record. The transcript is spliced from 5 exons. Bases 1 to 1983 code for a protein of 660 amino acids. Gene Ontology annotation, biological process: regulation of DNA-templated transcription. Lineage: Eukaryota; Fungi; Ascomycota; Eurotiomycetes; Eurotiales; Aspergillaceae. Gene Ontology annotation, molecular function: zinc ion binding; DNA-binding transcription factor activity, RNA polymerase II-specific.